Messenger RNA from [Torrubiella] hemipterigena, 1218 nucleotides. The record is from the annotation of a GenBank genome assembly. NCBI's taxonomy places the organism in Eukaryota, Fungi, Ascomycota, Sordariomycetes, Hypocreales, Clavicipitaceae.
AUGUCUUUAUACUCUUCACCUCCAUCGGCAGUGCCGUUUAGCGAAGCUAAGCCAACAUUGCUAGUAAGCUGGUGGAUUACUAUUUUCUGUACCUGUUUAAUCCUAUUACGACUCGCUGGGCGCUACAUCCGUGUUGAGAAGCUGUUCCUCGAAGACCAGAUCGCCGCACUCGCCCUCGUCCCUUUAUAUGUACGCAUGGCUUGUGUUCAUAUUGUUUUGGUCUUUGGAACAAAUAACGCACGAUUGGACGGUCUUGAUCCUCAAUCAGAUGAAGCGCAACAUCGUAUUCUUGGUAGCCGCAUGGUACUGGCAUCAAGAAUCUUCUACGCCGGAACUUUAUGGACUUUGAAAUUCACAACGCUCGAAUUCCUCAAUCGAUUAGCUGGCGCAUCGAUGAAGAAAGUCUACCUGCGACAGAUCUUCUUCCUCCGCUACGCUCUCGUCGCGUCAUUUAUUGCCGUCAUCAUUAGCGACUUGGCCGAAUGCCAGCCCAUCGGGAAGCUAUGGCAAGUUUUGCCAGAUCCCGGACCUCAGUGCAGGCAGGGAUUUGCUCAGUUGCUCACCAUGGGAAUUUCCAGCGCCAUUAUCGAUGUCAUCCUUAUUGCGUUUCCGGUUCCCAUCGUGUUAUCUACCAGAAUACCUACCAAACGCAAGUUUUUGCUCGUCUUACUUUUUUUCUUUGGCUUUGUCACGGUUGCUAUUACGGUAUAUCGUAUACCAAACAUAAUUCAGCGCCAAGGAGACCAAGUAUAUCGAUCUAUGUGGGCAUCGAUCGAGCUGUUCGCGGCCACUAUUGUCGCAAACCUGGUGGCACUCGGCUCGUUUCUCAGAGAUAGCGGAGCGAAGAAACAGAAAUUCCGCCAUGACUAUGGUAGCAGCGGAAAUACUUCAUCCCAUAGGCAUGGGCCUAUUCUAACGGGGGAGUGGGAUGAUAGCAAGGGAAACGGCAAGAGCCAAUACAGCGACUGGAAUGAUCGCACCGUGGCUUCAGAGCUGCUUGCUUCAAAAGACGUGGAGAGCAACUCACACAGCUCAUCACCCGGUGCAGAUAGAGGCCACAGCCCGACAGAAAGUCAGCACUCUCUCCUGCAUCGUCAUUCGAUCAACACAACUGCUACGCAAGGGCAAACCCCUGGCGAUGGGGAUGGGGCACACCAGAGCCUUACGACUCCGGGCCGCGUGUUAGUGGCAGGCCGGUCUGGCCUCCACCGCCGAUGA